AUGUCAAACAUCGAAACAAAACUUGAUGAAUGUAAUCCGGAUAUAUCAAAAAUGAUUAAUUCUACGGAUAAUAUCAAUAUAUUUAUUCAAAAAUUAUUCAUACUUUUGAUUGAAAUACAAGAUGAAGGCAAAGAUUAUUACGAAACGAGGGAUUUUAUUAAUGAAUGCAUUAUUCUUUCAACUAGAUCAACCGAUGACGUUAUUAAAUGGCUUAAGGAAAAUCAAAAUGAAUCAAAACACGUUUUCUUCCUUGGGAUUUUUCUUUUUAUGAUUAUGGAUUUGAAGGAAAUAAGAAUGAAAUGUUUGAAUGCUUCCUAA
Funneliformis geosporum is the source of this 318-nucleotide messenger RNA. The record is from the annotation of a GenBank genome assembly. Lineage: Eukaryota; Fungi; Glomeromycota; Glomeromycetes; Glomerales; Glomeraceae.